Messenger RNA from Penicillium samsonianum, 2866 nucleotides. RefSeq lists its product as uncharacterized. The record is from RefSeq and is a predicted model, not a curated record. The transcript is spliced from 4 exons. Bases 162 to 2753 code for a protein of 863 amino acids. NCBI's taxonomy places the organism in Eukaryota, Fungi, Ascomycota, Eurotiomycetes, Eurotiales, Aspergillaceae.
UUCGCACCCAUCUCAUCAAGUGGCCAUCAGAAACCUUUUGGUUUCAUCUGGCUUUCUUCGGAUAUAUCAAAAUUUCUUCAAAACGCGAAAGCGAACUCACAACAACAACGCGUGUAGAGGCUUGAUGCACGUGUCCUGCCCUACAUCGCCCACCGCCUUCCAUGGCACGCAUCACGGGAUCCCGCAUGACGCGAAGUCGGAGCCGAGAAGUAAAUGCACGGUAUAUGCCAAAUAAGGCAUCCUCGGAGCGAAAUUGGCUGAGUGAGCUGACUGAAGAGCCUUCAACUCCUUCUCCCGGUUUUAUUGUUCCCAGAAAUGUGAUACCAGAGUCGCCUGAAAACCAUGAAGGUCAUACCAAUGUCUCUGGUACAACCCUGGCUCACAACGAUGCGGAGCCGGUCGAUUCUCAAGUCGCCGAUAAAAUCGCGACCCAUCUGCCGUUCGUUCAGCAACAGGCGACCCUUGUCAUGAGUCUCUUGGUUCGCGCAGACUUGAACCCAGACAGCCUUGCAGCCGAGUGCAAAAAGCUCGUCGAUUCUAAUCACCCCAACCGCAAACGCUUGAGACGAUCCGUGGAAGGGCUGACUGAUGAACUGGAAGACUCUCCUCUUUCUCGUGAUGGCAAAUCAUUCUUGGAUAUCUCUCAGGCUCGUCGUUUGCUUUCUUCCACGCAACUGGAUGCGUCAAUCGCAGAUAUUUACAUGACAAACUGCGCUCUGUUGACCCUCAACAUGUUCCUCCCCAGCAUCGGCACUGAGUCCCAGUCGGAGGUAAUCCAACAGUUGGAUUACCAGUUUCCUGCAUGUGUCAUGAGCAACCUUGCGGACAGUUCUAUGUCAAGGAAGGUUGGGGCGAGUAAUACUUCCGAGACCACCUUCAAUCUUGCAUUGGGUAUCCGCACCCAGUUCUUUAUCAUGGAGUUGGAAAGACGCCAACAUGAGCAUGACUUCAACCCACUCUCCAUCUUGAGACAGAUAUUUGCUAUGGACCUCAUGUCCAGCGAGGAUGAUUCGCAGAAUAUCCCCAGUUCCUUCCGAGGGUUCAACCUACCGGACGUUUUGCAGGACGAGGAUGGCCAUCUUCCCGAACACCUUCCUGAGAAGUUUCUCGUCGCCAUCAGCGAUAGGUUCAAUGAGCUUCAUGAGGAACUUUCUGAGUGGGAUUCUGUUGAUAUCGAUGGUUUGAAAAAAGCAUACCGGUGGCGAUCGUUUGAACGGGACCUUGCACGUUGGAUUUACGCUCGUGACAGAGAAAUCAAGGAUGACAUCAGACGAUUGUCAGAAAAAGUGUAUAGCUCACCCGCAACCCGUCGUCUUACUUCUGUCCCGGCUGGAACUCCCAGUCGGCGUCAAACAUCGACGGUGCCUCCAGGUGGUGACAUCUCUCGUCCGGAACCCAUCCCGACUCAAUCCCCUCAGAAAGAACGAUCAGUGAACAUGGCACCGGAUGCAGAUAGGACGCCCCAAGCAGAGAUGCCAUCCCAUGUACAACGGGCACCGCAGACAAAACAGGCAGAACAGGCAGAACGGGCGGACAAAAUACCUGAAACUAACCCUUAUCGGUCAGGCACAACUCAAAAUGUUCCUGAACCAAGUGUCUCCGACCGAGCCGCACAGCUGGUAGCAAAAGAUCCGGGUCGGCGCAAGUCCAAAAGCAACUACCGAGACCCGGCUUCAUUCGCGGCACUCAUGAGGCGCCAGGCUACUAGUCAUCAACAACCUGUCUCGAACGUCGAAUCGCGAGCGCAAAAUAUUUCAAGGAACACAAGCAUUGUGGCCCAACCGAUUAAUACUGGCCCUUCGGCUAGUCGCGGAGCCGCCGAGUCCUUUGAAAUUCAACAAUCCCCUGAGCUGAGAUACACAGACAUCGGGGAUGACUCUACAUACGUAAACAAUGACGAGGAAUUGGAUCUCGGCCAGGGCCCAGAACCUGAUGUUAUGACAUCGACCAGUCCCCCCAAGUCCGCUAGAAUUAGUCGAGUCAGCCACAAUCCCAACCCUCGGUUCUUUGAUUCGCCCAGAGAUGAAAACACACAGCGAUCGGUUCCGGUCGCUCGGCGCUUCCUCGAUAAGCAGAGUAACGCCGCAGUUGUGUCUCCAAUCAGCCAAUAUGAUACUCAAAGUGCAACUGUGCUGGGGAAGCGAAAUCGCAAUGCCGAUGUCCUGGAUGAUGACUCAAGUGACGGGUCAGACAUUGGAUUCGAGGAGAACAAUCAGAACAUCGAUCCCAGACGUAGGGUCGAAAAGCCUCAGCAAAAUUUCCCUGCCGCGAAGCGACAGCGCCCCGAGGACAAUGCGCUGUCUGCCGGAGAACAGUUGCAAUCGCAUAUCAAUAAAUCUUUCCACCACAACCAGUUUCACCCAACGCAAGGCUCUCAAAGAGCCCAGAUAUCCGAUAAUGACGAUGUCACUGAUGAAGAAACCACCGCUGAACAGCUCGAACCACCCUCUAGCGCCCAGAGUCGCUGGGAAGCCUCCAACUCCCAGGCUGCAAUGCUACAUCGCAGAGCCCCGAAGACCAGCCACAGGUGGACAGAGGAGGAAGAUGAACGUCUGAUCUACCUCAUGGGAACUUAUGGCACUGCCUUUGCCGCCAUAAAGAAGCAGGACAACGCUUGUCCGCCCUCUGAAGGUGGUCCCAUGCUUGAGCGUCGUUCUCAGGUUAAUUGUAAAGAUCGUGCUCGCAAUUUGAAGAGGAAAUAUCUCAGAGAGGGCCGACCACUUCCACCGGGCUUGGAGAAGGCAUCAGGUUGAUUUGACGCAUUGAUUAUCUACAGACAGUGGCGGUUUGCUCUUGCGUUUCUAGCGUUCGUCGAGAUACCCAAAGAGCACAUGAGAUGGCGUUUUGGACAUUCAUUUCUUGGUUU